AUGAAAGGAAUUAAGCCGGCAGUUGAACCCACAGAAGAAAGCAUUCCGAGGAGAAGAAAUGGAUUGACAUCAGAGGACGAGCGUCAAGGAUCAUGCAGUAUGUUGAAGACAUUCUCAUGUCCAGAACUGCGCGGCUGUGUUAUCCACAGUGUGGAGGCACCUGAAGGAACAUUGCGUGCAUGAACAGCGUUGCCCUGCCAGAAGAGCAGCCUCCUGGGUGAAGCAAAAAGCUCUCCCUGUGACCUCAACGAUCACCAGGCAAAUUCUGUCAUCCCCAAGGCCCCUGAAGGAGCUCUGCUGACCUAAAUGUGGAAAUUUGACUUGCAUCUGCAAUGUCAAUGCCAAAAUUCCUUGCUCUCUGGCCUUCAAAUUAUGGAAACUGGUUUUAGGCCACUGAACAGCAAGUGGUAUGAAUGCAAAAACUUGUGCAGACACCUUUCUACUUCCAAACUUGAUUUGACUGUUCUCCAGGAGAUUUGUGUUCAAGGUUGUGCUCAAAUUAGGGACACAGGUGAUUAGUGCUGGAAAUAUACACUCCUCAAACAAAAUUCACCCCUCACUGAUAAACCCCUUUAAUGUAGGUUUGCAACAAAGCAUUCGAAUAAAAAAACAAGAUGUUAAUCCAUAUGAGAGUACAUUACGGGGGAGAAACCUUACCGUUGUAAAAUGUUGAUAAAAGCUUUAGUGAUCCUUCCAAUUUAGGGGAGAACAUCAACGCAAUCAUGUGAACUCGUUUCAAAACCGGACCAUCUUAAAAAACACAAAUGUAAUAUCUGUUGACCUGCGCUUUUCACUUCCAACAUUCAAUCUAAGGCACACCAACGUAUCAUAACAAUGAAUUUCCAUUUAAAUGUAAUGAAUGUGAUAAAGUAUUUAAUAGACAUUUGCAGUUUGCACUGAUCAUGUUAAUCGUGUACAUCAGGAAGGAAAAAGAUUGGAAGUGUCAUGUUGUUGGAAAAAUAUUCUCACGUCCUGUGUUCUGGCUAGCACCUUCGCUUACAGAAUGUGAUGGUGUUUGGAAAACAAUUCAAAAAGCAAACCAACUAUUUUGGAAUCAAAAAUAUGUUGAUAAGGACAUUUUUACGUCCUUGGAACUUAGAAGGCAAUGUAUGUGAACCUGAAGAAGAAUCUCCUUUUUUUUGUGGCCUGUGUGAUGAGACCAUUUAUGCAAAAAUCUUAGUUUAAUAGAGCAUUUUCAGCAACAUAGAAAAAAUGAAGUUUGCAAGUUGAAUUGCAGUUGUUUAAUUUAUAUGUAAACAGAUUUGUGUUGCCUUGUCCUAAAUUCUAAAAUUCUGUGUUUUGUUUAAUGAACAAUAUUUACAUUGCUUCACCAGCUGCCAAAACUUUGUUAUAAAUAUUCUUUCCUUUUUGCUUAUUUGUAAUUAUUCUUUGUUGGUAAUAUUAUUAAAAGUAUCAGAAGAUUUUAGAAAUAUUUCCUAAAUAACUCCUGAUUGGGUAUUUAAAGUCUUUACUUUUUACAAUUGAAAUAAAUUCUUAUUGGCAUCAAAUUUUUUUUUGUUAAAACUGGAAACGUUUUAUUGCUUAGUGAGUAAAGCGAGAUUUCAGUGACGGAGAGACCUACUUCCCUUUCAGUUUGUUUGCUUUCUCUCCUGCAGCGGCGGGGGCUAUGUUGCUCGCUCGAAAACUACAUUAUUCGAGCGCUUAGAAAAGCCCCAUCUAGUAUUUGUGAAACCCAGGUAAAAACUUCAACGAAGGCAGACUACACCGGAGACGGAAAGCUGCCGUGUGAGGUUGCCAUCGCACUAGAAAUAGCUGUCAAUGUUUCGAAGUGCCUUUAUGCUGCACCAGCC
Messenger RNA from Gryllus bimaculatus (two-spotted cricket), 1811 nucleotides. The record is from the annotation of a GenBank genome assembly. NCBI's taxonomy places the organism in Eukaryota, Metazoa, Arthropoda, Insecta, Orthoptera, Gryllidae.